Rhododendron vialii is the source of this 1632-nucleotide messenger RNA. RefSeq names its product probable trehalose-phosphate phosphatase J. The record is from RefSeq and is a predicted model, not a curated record. Gene Ontology annotation, biological process: trehalose biosynthetic process. The transcript has 12 exons. Gene Ontology annotation, molecular function: trehalose-phosphatase activity. Lineage: Eukaryota; Viridiplantae; Streptophyta; Magnoliopsida; Ericales; Ericaceae. The coding region runs from base 226 to 1455 and encodes 409 amino acids.
ACAAUCCUCUCUCUCUCUCUCUUCAGCUCUUUGAGACCCAUUUUGAGUUUUCUAAGUCGGUUAGUUUUGUUGUUCAAUCAGGGUCGCAAAAUUGACUGCAUCUCUGUUUUCUAACCUUGAAAGCCAGAGCUCUCUGUUUCUCCUCUGUUUUCCUUCCCACCGAACAAACUUUUUCUAUACACAAAAGGCAUUUUGGCUAUCAGCGAGAACACAAGUUUAUCUAAAAUGGUGAGUUUGGUUGACGAAGGAGACAGGACGACUAAGCAGAAUGUGGUGAUCACCGACGCGAAAUCGGGCAUCAACAUGGAGAUAACGGUGGCGGUGACGACCAACCCCUCGGCCGCCGCCCUGUUCACCACCGCGGCGCAGAAGCCGCCGGUGGUGCCGGGCGGGAGCUACAUCACCAUUUCUCGGAAGAAGCUGCUCCAGAACCUCGAAAUCAACGGCACUGCGGCGCGAAUCAACGCCUGGGUUGACUCCAUGAAAGCGUCCUCACCUACCCAUGUCAAGUCCACCCCUUCUCUCUCCUCUCAGGACGAAACUUCUUGGAUGCUACAACACCCAUCAGCUCUGGAAAUGUUCGAGCAGAUAACGAGCGCUUCGAAGGGGAAGCAAAUCGUGAUGUUCCUCGACUACGACGGCACGCUUUCGCCGAUCGUCGACGACCCGGAUCGAGCUUUCAUGUCCGAUUCGAUGAGAGCAACAGUGAGAAAACUUGCCAGAUACUUUCCCACUGCCAUAGUGAGUGGCAGAUGCAGAGACAAGGUGUAUAGCUUUGUACGACUAGCAGAACUGUAUUAUGCCGGAAGCCAUGGAAUGGACAUUAAAGGGCCAUCAAAAGGUGCCCAAUACAAAAAUGAUGAUGAAGGUGUUCUCUGUCAACCUGCCAGCGAAUUUGUUCCGAUGAUCGAUGAGGUUUACCAAGCAUUGUUGGAGAAAACAAAAUCUACUCCCGGUGCUAAGGUGGAACACAACAAGUUUUGCAUCUCCGUGCAUUUUCGCCUUGUCGAUGAAAAGAGAUGGUGUGAAUUGGCGCAACAAGUGAGGUCAGUUCUAAAGGAGUACCCAAAGCUUCGAUUGACUCAAGGAAGGAAGGUAUUAGAGAUCCGUCCUACAAUUAAAUGGGACAAAGGGAAGGCUCUUGAAUUUUUGUUAGAGUCUCUUGGGUAUGCUAAUUGCACCGAUGUAUUUCCUGUUUAUAUUGGAGAUGACCGAACAGAUGAAGAUGCAUUCAAGGUUUUAAGAGAAAGGGGACAAGGUUUUGGCAUUCUUGUGUCCAAGAUUCCGAAGGAAACCAAUGCAUCUUACUAUUUGCAGGAGCCAUCCGAGGUAAUGGACUUUCUGCAACGCUUGGUGCAGUGGAAAAGACUGUCAUUGCGACGACAACUCCGGGUCCGGAGACAGCUUGAGGAACUCAAAGUGUCAACAACUGAGAAAUGUCUUACCGUGGAGUGACAAUAUGUGAUUUCGAGUUCAAAAACUAGGGAGAAAAAAAAUGAACAAAAAGAGAAGGAGGAAGGAGGGGAAAGAAAUAUUGGUUUCCUCUAGGCUGUAAGGCUUGUACAUCAUGUAAUUUAACUACCCAUGUACAAGGAAAUUAAAAAGCUUUUCUCUUGGUCGUGACUAUAAAAA